Pseudozyma hubeiensis SY62 is the source of this 3714-nucleotide messenger RNA. RefSeq lists its product as hypothetical. Gene Ontology annotation, cellular component: transcription factor TFIIH core complex; transcription factor TFIIH holo complex. Gene Ontology annotation, biological process: nucleotide-excision repair. The record is from RefSeq and is a predicted model, not a curated record. The transcript has 2 exons. Lineage: Eukaryota; Fungi; Basidiomycota; Ustilaginomycetes; Ustilaginales; Ustilaginaceae. The coding region runs from base 1 to 3714 and encodes 1237 amino acids. Gene Ontology annotation, molecular function: glycosyltransferase activity; ATPase activator activity; double-stranded DNA binding.
AUGGCAAGCCAGCGACACACACCAGGGCCAGGCCAGGGUAUCACAUCCACAGCCAAAGGAGGUUCCAACACCGCCAUCUCAAUAUCUGAGCACUCGAGAGCCGCCGGCAUCGGUGCAGAGACCAUCGACGACUUUUUGGACCGGCAACCACGAUCGGUGCUCAUCCGUCUGUACGAGAAACCAGCGUCAUGCCUCGCCAUCUUUCGAUUGUUGCCCAUGAUGGCGCGCCAGCUCAUCAUGCACAUGCUCUUCCUCGACGUACCUCUUGCAGCAGAUGACUUUUUGGCAUGGAUCAAGAGGGAAGCGAAGGGCGACUUCGAUACGGCUGUCGACAAGCUUUCCCGUCUGUCGGUGGUUCAGCUCAAGACAACAGCGGGCAAACAGAUUUUGCUGCUCAACGCAGUGUUUACAGAAGGCAUGCGCAGGGCGUUGACGGGCGGAGGGAAGCAUAGAUCUUUCGGCGUGCCUUGCGAUACCGAGGACAAGAACGCGGUGGAUGUCGCGUUCCUGGAUCAGUAUGCACGCACAAAGUGGGAGACAAUUCUGCAUUACAUGGUCGGCAGCGACAAUUCGAGUACUCCGAGAGAACCGGUUCUGUACCUGCUUCGCAGAAGCAACCUCAUGCAGCCCAGAUCGGCCUCGGGGUCAAAUGGAGGUCUCAACAUCACCAGUCGCGGAUUCCAAUUCUUGCUCGAAGACGUUAACACGCAGCUGUGGGAUCUGCUGCUGCAAUACCUCGACAUGGCAGAGGAGCGGAACAUGGAUCUGGUGGAGGUGCUCGCCUUCCUCUUCAUGCUUGGAAGCUUGGAGCUCGGCAGGGAUUACUCGACGGAAGAGCUUCCAGAAACGCAGCUGCACAUGCUCGAGGAUUUCCGCGACUACGGCCUCGUCUACCAGCGCAAGGCGUCCAGUCGACGUUUUUACCCCACACGCCUCGCGACCACUCUCACGUCGUCGGCGGCCGUACCGCUGCUCUCGAGCAAUGGAACCGAGCAGGAAGAGCGGGGCUACAUCAUCCUCGAGACCAACUACCGUCUGUACGCCUACACGUCCAAUCCACUUCGAGUGGCGGUGCUCUCGCUCUUCGUCACAAUCAAGGCGAGGUUCCCCAACCUCGUCGUCGGAUCCAUCACGCGAGAUUCAGUCAAAUCGGCGCUGGCGAACGGCAUCACGGCGGAGCAGAUCAUCACGUACCUGACGCAUCACGCGCACGUCCAGAUGCAUCGAAACGAUCCCUUGCUUCCCGUGACCGUGUCGGAUCAGAUCAGGUUGUGGGAGAGGGAGAAGAAUCGAGUGCAGCAGAAUAUGGGUUCGCUCUUCACCGACUUUACGAGUCAAUUUGACUUUGAAGAGACCAACACUGAUGCGUGGAGGGAUGAGACCCUGAAACGCUUUUCGUUCUUGCUCCACUUUCUUAUUGACGUGCAACCAUACAUCAUUGAUUCCGUUGGUUCGUCACAAAGAAACAUGGAGCUUCGUGCUCGCCCACGAUCGAAGGCAGCCCCGGGGGAUUCACAGACGCCGGCACCGUCACCAACGCCCUUGGCUUCUGCCAAGACGCAAAAGUCACCGUCUCCGGUCAACCUUGCCUCACUCCUCUACUUUUCCCUAGCAUUUCGUCUCCUGAACGCUCUCGCCACACGGACAUUCUUCCAACCAGACGAGCACUAUCAGACCACCGAGAUCGCUCACCGUUUCGUCUUCGGAUACGGCUUCAAAAGCUGGGAGUGGUCUUCCAGCCACACCGCACCUCACGAUGCAUCGUACAUCACCGCCGCGCUGCAGAACCUGCUCAAUGGUCCCGUUCGAUCCAUCUUGCACCCGCUCCUAUUCGUGCCCGGCUACGCCCUACUCAAGCUCACCGGACUGGACAAGUCGUACCUCCUUGCGCUGUUUCCUCGGCUGCAACAAGCGGUCGUCGCAGCGAUCGGCGAUUGGUACACUUUCCGACUCGGGCAACGGAUCGGCGGACCUGUGGUUGCGUGGUUCGCUGCGCUUGUCGGUGUGACGAAUCUGUAUGGUCUGUACACGGCGACGAGGACGUUCAGCAAUACGACAGAGGCAGCGAUCACAGCGGCAGCGUUGUUCUACUGGCCUUUUGUGCCGUUCAUGUCCCGCAGAUAUGAUGUGGGGACGUUUUCGACAAAGGACGAGCGAGACCAACUGGUGCAGUUGCAGGGACCGGGAUGCGAAUGGCGGCAGAUGGCUCCGCGGGAGGUGCAGUCGCAGGAUGACGUGGACUUGGACGCAAAACAGGUAUCGAGGACGGUGUACGAUCGUGCGCUGCGAAAGAGCGUGGUGCUGGCGGCCAUGGCGUGCUUGUUGCGCCCGACGAACGGCGUUCUGUGGGUGUAUUUGGCUAUCGAGAUGCUGGUCAGGCAGGUGCGAUCUCUUCGACAAGAUACCGACGCGAACCAACGUCGAAGGAAACAAGACAAUGCUGACGUGCAGGAAGGCUCGCUGAUUCCAUUUCUCGAGCUCGUCGGCGAAGCUAGCAGUCUCGUCAGCACGCUUGCGACCAUCGGCCUUGCAGCCAUGGGCAUCGCCCUCGUGGUCGAUACCGCUUACGACUACACAGCCAACCAGGCACCCAAGGGUGGGCGACUCUUGCCUGCGCUCAGCCUCGUCUCGUUCGUACACAAGAAUGUCGUUGCCAACCUCAGCAUCUUUUACGGUGCCAACCCCUGGCACUGGUAUAUCAGUCAAGGCGUUCCGGUGCUGUGCACGCUUUGGUUGCCGGCGACGCUGUUUGGAUUGAUACACGCUUUCCAAACGAGUAGUAGGCGAGGUAUAGGUGCAGAUGUGAAGAAGUCGCUGGCGAGACUCGUCUGCGUUACAGUAGCCGUCUACUCUCUGCUCGGACACAAAGAGUUUAGGUUCCUUCAGCCUCUGCUGCCCGCUCUUACGAUCCUAGCCGCAACGGGUUUGGCAGAGUCGUAUGCCAGCGCAGCGUCUCGCACACCUGCAACGAUGCUGCUUCAACGACAAGCCAGCCCUGUCAAGCAGCUGUGGCGGACACUCAAUCUCCUGCCACUCUGGCUGCGAGCGUUGCUGCUGACCUUGCAAGCAAUAGCAGCCAUCUAUCUCACUUCGAUCCACUCUGUCGCUCAAGAGCAAGUCCCCUACGAGCUUGGCAGGAUCUACCGUCAGCAGCAGCUCACGCCCUCAUCAUCUGCAGACGAGGCCGAAUUUGGUCCGGGUAUCGGGCGCAUCCACAACCUCGGCUUCCUCAUGCCGUGCCACUCAACCCCAUGGGCGACACACUUGCACGACGCGCAGCUCGUCCAACGAAGCUGGUUCGUGCAAUGUCCGCCACCACCGCCCCCCUCCGCAAUGAUCGCUUCGCAAAAGGUGACGAAAUAUUGGGAUCAGAGCGACUUUUUCUACCACGAUCCGAUCAAGUACCUCGUCGAUCGUUUCCCGUACAACGUCGACACGGACUAUCCGCCGUCACCCGAGCCGAGGCGGGAAGGAGACCAUCAUGCGUGGGACAAGGGGUGGCGACAUUCGUGGCCGAGUCAUCUGGUGGUUUUUGAGAGUUUGCUGAAGGAGGGCACGAGAAGGCCGGGACAUACGAGAACGCUCAAGAAUCUUCUCAGCUUGAAAGGGUACAGAGAGGUGGCGAGGUAUUGGAAUACGCCGAAGCACGAGGAUGCGAGGAGGGAGGGAGACGUUGUUGUGUUGGCGUACAAGGGGCCCAAGUCUCACCGGUAG